Mya arenaria is the source of this 1866-nucleotide messenger RNA. RefSeq names its product DBH-like monooxygenase protein 1. Gene Ontology annotation, biological process: norepinephrine biosynthetic process; dopamine catabolic process; octopamine biosynthetic process. The coding region runs from base 1 to 1836 and encodes 611 amino acids. The transcript is spliced from 14 exons. Gene Ontology annotation, cellular component: secretory granule membrane. NCBI's taxonomy places the organism in Eukaryota, Metazoa, Mollusca, Bivalvia, Myida, Myidae. Gene Ontology annotation, molecular function: dopamine beta-monooxygenase activity; copper ion binding. The record is from RefSeq and is a predicted model, not a curated record.
AUGGACACAGGCACUGGUUUCUACACGGGUAAUGGACACAGGCACUGGUUUCUACACGGGAAAUGGACACAGGCAUUGGUUUCUACACGGGAAAUGGACACAGGCAUGGUUUCUACACGGUAUAUUAUUAUUUUAGUGGGAGUUUUAUCCGCUACCCAGUCAGUGACGGUCCCAGGGGUAACGACGACGGAGGAGUACCAGCAGUCCGCCAUUUUGGACGAAGAUGCGAGUUAUAUUUUGUUCUGGAAUUUUAACGACACUCACAUCACGUUCGAGGCCCAUGUGAAGACGAGAGGUUGGGUCGGACUGGGUCUGUCGGAGAACGGCGACAUGUAUCCUGCCGACGUGGCUGUUGGCUGGGUCAACGCCGACGGAAGUUUAGAGCUACAUGAUAUGCACACGACAGGUCACCGGCCCCCGGUUCUAGACGCCUCUCAGGACUGGUUCCCGGUUCUUGGAAUGGAGAACGACUUUGGAACUGUACUUAAGAUAGUCCGCAAGAUCAAGACGUGUGACAAGGCUGAUGAUAAGAAUAUCAAUAUAGGAACCAACAGAGUGAUCUUUGCAUACGGUGACUCGGACCCCCUCUCCCCACAAGAGCUGCAUUACCAUGGCAACCACAGGGGAACAAAGAGCAUGUACUUUAUCAACCCUGACAAGGGCGAGUCCAACAUUUCCCCCACAGAGAAGGUCAAGCAUCUGGACUUCCUUAAUGACAACUUUAAGCUGCCGAACAAAACAACGACGUACUUGUGCAAGGCGUUCUCUAUUCCUCCCAUUGGCAAGCAUCAUAUGAUCAAGUACGAACCAGUUAUCACCCCUGGCAACGAGAAGCACGUGCACCACAUCCAGUUAUCCCGGUGUCGGGAGCCCAACCCGGAACAGUACAACGGCUUAUCAGAACACUGCGAUGAUCCCCUUAAGGUCAAUAAGACCAUUCCGAAUUGCAGCAACUACAUCAUAGCUUGGGCCAUCGGAGGACAGGCGUUCUAUUAUCCCGAUAAUGUUGGAAUGUCUGUCGGUGCCGCCGACGACGGUAAUUACUUCCGAAUGCAAAUUCACUAUGACAACCCCGAAGCUCGGUCGGAUAUUCUAGAUAGUUCAGGGCUACGGAUCACGAUAACACCCGACCUUCGAUCCCAGGAAGCUGGAAUGUUGGAGAUUGGAAUGAUUGCGAAUAUCCGCCAGGUGAUACCUCCAGGGGAGAAGGACUUUGUCUCGAGCGGACACUGUCACAGCGGCUGCACUUCCAUGGCCAUGAACCAGGCAGAUGUUCCGGAAUUUAAGAUCUUCGGCGCCCUUCAACACUCGCACUUGCAUGGCGUUGCCAUGAAAACACAUCACUAUCGCAAUGGGACGGAACUUCCGCCUCUCAUCGACGAUCCCAACUACGACUUCAACUUCCAGGACCUGAGAAAGCUCCCUCAGGAAGUUAGCGUUUAUCCGGGCGACAGUUUUCGGGUCGACUGCCACUACAAUACGAUGGACAAGACAAAACCAGUGCUGGGCGGUUUGUCCACUCAGGAAGAGAUGUGUCUGACCAUCGCCUACUACUAUCCCAAAAUACCCCUCACUGGCUGCAUGUCCACCGCAUCGUAUGGUCCAAAAGGCAUUUUUGUGAAAUGGGUCCAGCAGCAAAUCGAAACGGCAGAUUGGUCCAACGAAACUGUCGUAGACUGGUUUAAGACACAGCAGACAACAGCUGAACAGUGGAAGUUUUGUAACGGGAACCUUACGUUUCCAGCUGAUUUCGAGUACAGAUGGAUACCAAACUACCCAAGUCAGAGCUACACUCCUCCCCAGCCGGAAUGCUCAUUAUCCCAAGUCAGCGCAUAGGAUAUGUUCGUCUAAUAGUUGUAAAUAAAC